Messenger RNA from Macrobrachium nipponense, 2233 nucleotides. Its product is annotated as origin recognition complex subunit 2-like. Gene Ontology annotation, cellular component: nuclear origin of replication recognition complex; nucleus. The coding region runs from base 143 to 2011 and encodes 622 amino acids. Gene Ontology annotation, molecular function: DNA replication origin binding. The record is from RefSeq and is a predicted model, not a curated record. NCBI's taxonomy places the organism in Eukaryota, Metazoa, Arthropoda, Malacostraca, Decapoda, Palaemonidae. Gene Ontology annotation, biological process: DNA replication. The transcript is spliced from 11 exons.
AAAGAAAUAGUGUUUCUUUACGCGGGAAAUGAAAAACGUAAACAAACGAAUAGGAAGACAAACAGCUGAUCAUCCCUGCCUAUAACGCACCGCAUUGUAGUUUGAACUUAGUAGGAUUGUAAUUUCGCAUAAUUCUGUGAUAAUGGCACCGAGAAGAAGUGAGCGCCACAGUAUGGCAGUAACAUUUGUAGAUGAUAAUCAAGUUGCUAAAAUAAGGAAUGGUGUAGAUAAUCCGGAAGAUUUGAUUUUUUUCCAUAUGUGUGUGUGUGAAGUUAAACCUCUGGGGGAGCUUCAUCGAAAUAAAGAUGCUGGAAUUUUGGCCCAGGGAAAACUGAAUGGAUUGCCACCGCUAGAGGAAGAUGAUACUGAAGAAGUUCUCCUCAAACCAACUGAAUUGCUUGAAGAAGCAAAAAGUACACCAUCAGGAAGCAGUAUUUAUUAUUUCAACACACCUAAAAAGAGAUUGAGUAUGUUUGAAAAGGCUGACUCUGUCAAGAAAGUUCACAUGUCUCCAUCAACACCAAGAACUCCUAAGACUCCCAAAAUUCACCAGUCAUCAGGCUCAAGGACACCUAAAACCCCCAAGACACCAGCAUCUGUUUCAAAAGGUGUAUUACGAACUCCAAAGAGCAGAAGGAGUUUGUCUAAUCUUGUAGAGGAUCCCAAGACGCCAUACAGCUUCAGAAAACGAGUGAAACAGCAUAUAAAGAAAAUAGUAUAUAAGGAAGAAAGUUCCUCCUCAUCAGAAGAAGAGGACAGUGAAAAUGAUAGUGAGUAUAAAGAUAGUGAAAGUGAAGAUUCUGACCAGGAUAAAGAAAAUGAUGAUACAUGGGCAGCAGGAAGAACUCCAAAGAGAAUCCCACUGAGAAAUGACAGAGGUUUGUCAUUAACCCCAUCCAGACGACCCGCUCUUUCCGUACCCUCUGGAACUCCGGUACGAACUCCAUCCAGGGUUGGCCGAGGAAGAAAAGUGAAAGAUGUUGAAAUGAUUGCUAAAGCUGAAGAUUAUUUUUCACAUCAAAGUGAUGCAAAAAAAGUUGCAACUUCAGACCAUACACUUAAUCACCUUCAGACUCCUAGAUUAUCUCCAGAGGCACUACAAACGCUUCUUAGUGAUGUGACAGCUUCACAUCCAGUGGAGCGGAAAAACUUGGUGGAGAGUCAUGUUCAAAUGUUUUCUCAAUGGAUGAUUUCCCUUUGUGAAAAUUUCAGCAUAUUUUUGCACGGUCUUGGAAGCAAAAAACUCUUGAUCAGUCAGUUCCAGGAACAGUAUUUAAGUGACUUUGAUAACAUAGUUGUUAAUGGCUUCUUCCCCUCAUUAACUUUAAAAAGUAUACUAAACACAAUAACAGAAGAUAUUUUAGACCAUACUGGGAGUUUCCACAGUUUCCACGAUCAGCUAGAAUUUAUCAAGAAUGCUUACGAGCCAUCAAAUGCAGAACCCUUAUUUAUCGUCGUUCAUAAUUUGGAUGGACCAAUGCUAAGGUCAGACAAGGUGCAAACUACUUUUGCCAGCUUAGCUUCUUUACCUCGGGUCCAUCUCAUUGCUUCAAUUGACCAUAUUAAUGCACCUCUAAUAUUUGACAGUGGAAAGAUGAGCUGUUACAAUGCUCUGUGGUUUGAUGCUACAACCCUUUCCCCAUAUUCUGAAGAAACGUCAUAUGAAAAUUCGUUGCUUGUUCAACAAUCUGGUGCACUGGCACUCUCUUCUCUUGUGCAUGUCUUCAAGUCCCUUACACCCAAUGCCAAAGGCAUCUUUCUUAUGUUGGCUCGCUAUCAACUGGAUCAAAAAGACAAUUCAAACUAUGUUGGCUUAUCUUUCAGCGACAUGUAUCAGCGCUGCCGUGAAACUUUUCUUGUGAAUUCCGACCUUACGCUCCGUGCCCAACUCACUGAAUUUAAAGAUCAUAAGCUCAUUCGUUCAAAGAAGGGCCAUGAUGGUACUGAACACCUGCUUAUACCAUUGGAUCCUAGUACAUUAGAAGAUUUUAUGGCUCAGGAAGACUUAUAAAAAUGCUUUGCUUAUAUCCCAUAAUUCAUCAAAUGCUUUAAUGUCUGUGGUUCAUUUUAAUAAAUCUGAAGCAGUACAAAUAUACACACACUUAGCUUUCAAGAAGCCAUUUUAAGUCAUGUAUAUUUUAAACAUUCUUCAUUUUUUUAGUUUUAAAUUUUUAAGCAUUGCCUUUUAUGACUGAUUAUACUUUUCCAUACUCAUUUUAAAAGAAUUUAAAUG